AUGGCUUUGCUCCCCCCAUCCCGCCCAGUUGAUGUGAUUAAAACACGAGUUGUUGAAGUUCUCCAAGCCAAUGACUUGAGGAAUAAUCAUGUUGGCCUUAACACAACUACUGCUAAGAUAAAUCAAUGGCACCAUCCUCCGCCUCAUUGGGUUAAACUGAGUAUGGAUGGCUCAGUUCAAGGGCAAGAGAACAAAGCUGGUGCUAGGGGUAUCAUUCGGACAGCUGAUGGUAAAUGGGUAUUCGGUUUCCAACACUUCAUUGGGUGUACCACUGUUGUUGCGGCAGAACUGUGGGCAUUAUGGAUUAGUCUUCAGCUGACAUGUGAUGGAGGAUUUCGAGCCGUUGUAGUUGAAACAGGCUCCUUGGACGCUAUCAAAGCUGUUGGGAUAAUUGAUCAAAUGGAUCCUAAUUUCAAUAUUUGUCAAGAAAUUAGGGACCUCAUGUCAAGGGAUUGGCAACGCCAUCUUCAAGCUAUUCGUCAUGUAGCUAAUGAAUGUGCGGACUCUUUGGCCAAGACUGUUGUUCAUCAGGUUGCUUCAAGAGUUGUUCUUCGCGACUCGUCCUCCUUUAUGCAACCUUUGAAGCUGAAAUAA
This is a messenger RNA of Camellia sinensis, 594 nucleotides long. Lineage: Eukaryota; Viridiplantae; Streptophyta; Magnoliopsida; Ericales; Theaceae. The record is from RefSeq and is a predicted model, not a curated record.